AUGGAUGAUCGUCUACUUGUUCCUGAUGCCGCCGUCAUUUCGACAAUCUUCCCUGAAUCGCAACCAACUUCAAUCGAUAUACUGGCCAACUCCUUCACCAACUGCACAUUCAAGGCAGAAUUUGAAAACAGCCCCGCUGUCAUCGUCCGGAUUGACGCGUCAAGUGGGUCACUCGCCAUCGUUUCUGCUAUUCAAGAGGCAGCCGCCGUCCAAAUUCGAACAUAUGUUCCCAAACAACUCGCUUUUGGGGAGGCAGUAACGGGAGACAAAAAGAAUGUGGAUUACACGGUUACUGAGUUUGUGACUGACACUGUGACGCUGGAAUCUGUUUGGCCAUCCCUUGAUCUCGCGCAAAAGUCGUUCUUGGUCGAUGAUCUUGUCAAUGCUAUGGAUGCAAUUCAAGACGUCAGAGAGCCGCGUAAACUCGCUCGAUGGCUUAUUCCCGAUACAAGUCCGGUAAAUGUUGUUCAAGCUUUUGAAUUCGGCAGUGCAAGAAUUGGUUUCGCUAAGGAUAUUCGCGAGUUCCUCACAUUAUUUAUCGCUAAGCAUCAAGACCCAACCUGUGCUACUUCCAGCAUAGAGGUGUCCUUAGACGGAGACGGUGUUAUCAUCAAAUCCGCGUUACCAGCAUUAGCAUUCGAAACAGCUGUCAAAGACAUCUCACUAGGUAACUGCAACCAGCACUUGGACUUUUAUCUCAUGUUCAAGAAGAAAACACCCCAUAUGAUUUUAGGCGGAGGAGCUUCCGAAAAGCUGGUCAAAGCCGUGCAUCUCAUCGCUGAGUCCAGCGCCAGGCAGAACACCGGUAUCAGCGCGGAGAUUCGUCGCCGGUGGCUUAUGAGGGAGAAUUUGGAGCAAAGUGACAAUGUGCUAGAAGGUUGGAUACCCAAGACUGUUGGGGACAGUAUGGAGCGACCUUUGCGUCCUUUUUCAAAGGAAGAUAACGAUGAGCUUACACAACGAGUACUGAAGGAUCUUGGGAAGAAAUGA
Molecule: messenger RNA, 990 nt
Organism: Alternaria viburni
Lineage: Eukaryota; Fungi; Ascomycota; Dothideomycetes; Pleosporales; Pleosporaceae
Exons: 2
Coding region: 1-990 (329 amino acids)
Source: RefSeq, a predicted model, not a curated record